This is a messenger RNA of Nicotiana tabacum (common tobacco), 1554 nucleotides long. NCBI's taxonomy places the organism in Eukaryota, Viridiplantae, Streptophyta, Magnoliopsida, Solanales, Solanaceae. The record is from RefSeq and is a predicted model, not a curated record.
UCUCCACUCUCUGCUCUACGACUCUACAUCAGCGUCACCUUUCUUCUUCUUCCUCUAUAAGCUUUCACAAAUAGCACCAUCUGUUAGUAUUCCUUCUUUCAACCAUAGCCCAUUUUCUCAAGUUCUUUUUUGGGUCUGUAGAAGAAAGUUUUUGGCUUUUAAAUCAACUGGGUUUAAGUUUUAAUGGGACCCAUAAGGGGAUUAAAGAGGAAGAAGAAGGCAGACAAAGAUGUUGACCAUUAUACCCUUCUUCGUUCCCCGUUAUCUCAACCUUGUCCUUCAGAUUGGUGGGACGACUUUUCCAAAAGGAUUUCUGGGACUUCAGUAAAGAAGGGAAAUUCAGUUACAUUUGAAUCGCUGUUCAAACUUUCAAGGAAGACAUUUAACUACAUCUGUUCACUUGUGAAAGAAGAGAUGAUGGCAAAACCAACGAACUUAACUGAUCUCAGCGGCAAGUUUUUGUCUCUAGAUGACCGAGUUGCUGUUGCUUUGAGAAGGCUUAGUUCAGGCGACUCACUUUCAAGUGUCGGUGAAUCUCUUGGAAUAAACCAGUCAACUGUCUCUCAAAUAACUUGGCGAUUCGUGGAAGCCAUGGAACACAGAGGCCUUCACCAUAUCCAUUGGCCUUCAAAUCAAGAAGAUAUGAAAAACAUAAAAUCGAAAUUUGAAAAUAUCCAAGGCCUUCCCAAUUGUUGUGGUGCCAUUGACACCACACAUAUCAUGUUUUGCCUAUCGACAGACGUCCCUUCAAGUAAAAUCUGGUCCGAUUUGGAAAAAAAUCACAGUAUGCUUUUACAAGCAAUUGUUGACCCUGACAUGAGAUUCCUUGAUGUUGUCGCUGGUUGGCCUGGAAGUCUAAGCGACUCGGAGGUGCUCAAAAGCUCAAGAAUUUUCACACUCACAGAAGAAGGAAAAAGGCUAAGUGGAAACAAAAUUAAGCUCUCAGAUGACACAGAACUGAGAGAAUACAUCGUUGGAGACUCGGGAUUUCCCCUUUUGCCAUGGCUUCUUACUCCUUAUGUUGGGCGCGGACUAUCUGAUUAUGAAGCUGAUUACAAUAAGCGACAUUUUGCAAUGAGGAAAGUAGCACAGAGAGCUUUAGCCAGGUUAAAAGAUAAAUGGAAAAUAAUACAAGGAGUAAUGUGGAGGCCUGAUAAGCAUAAGUUACCACGGAUUAUUCUUGUAUGCUGCUUGCUACACAAUAUUGUCAUCGAUUUAAACGAUGGAGUUGACGACAAAGUGCCAUUAACUCAUCAUCAUGAUCCUGAUUAUGGGCAACAAGUUGGUGAUUCUACUGAUAAAUCUUCUUCAAUUCAAAGAGAGAAACUUGCUCUCUACUUAGCUAACAAGCUGCAAUCUUAACUAUGUCCUAGGUUGUUCUUCUUACUAGUGAGAUAUGCUCAACCAUUCUUUGUAGUUCCAAAAGCUGGCAAAAUUAGUCAGUUUAUGAUCCCAUGUAGUUUUAUGUCAAGUGAAAGUACCAUCUUGUGAAAAGACACCAACUAUUAACAACUGUGAAUUUUCAUGAUGUUAGUUAUACUGCCCAAAUUAAUA